GCAGUUCAUGGUUACUACAGGGUGCAGGCAGGGGGGUUGUUGCGUUCUGAGAGAAACAGCCGGUUUGUGGCUAUUAGUUAUUUAUUUUUUCUAUUUCAGGAGUAACCAGAAAUCACAGACGGGAUUCUACUGUGUUUUGGAGUGCACAAACGUACCUUUAAAUCUGUCUCCCAUUAAGGUCUUAACUGAUCAUCCCCUAAAGAAAAUAUUACGUAAAACACAACAGGAAGCCCAGAGAAAAAGUUUUUUUGUUGUUGUUUUGUGGUGGUUUUUUUUUCAGAGCCUUAAGUAAAACAUUAGCCUAAUUCAGAAGGAUGUUAUCUUCAUACGGCGCUCUUCUGAGUUUAGAACUCUAAUUAAUUUCAUCCGCCGGGCCUGUGCAGCGUACAAUUAAAAGUUUAUGAACUUUAUGAAGCUCAGCAUCCCCGCCUUCACGUGUCUGGCUGCCGGGGAUGGAGACCGCAGGUGACGCGACAAGAAGAGCCUUGGGGUGAGGAGCAACCCCAAGCCCUCCUGGCCCUGCCCAGCCUCCCCACGGCCAUCUCCUGAGGCCGUGCCGUGCCGUGCCGUGGCAGCAGGGCUUUGGCGAGCCCGCAGGACUACAUCUCCCAGGGAGCCUCGCAAGGCCGAGCCGAGCCGGGCCGAGCCGUGGCGCGCCCCGGCGGCUCAGCAUGGAGAGCCCGGCGGUGACCUUCACGCUGGCGUACGUGGUGUUCGCCGUCUGCUUCGUCUUCCCCCCGGACGAGGUGCGCUCGGCGGGGCUGACGGUGCAGAGCCUGCUGGCCGCCUGGCUGGGCAGCGAGGACGCGGCCUUCGUGCAGUACCACCUGCGGCGCAGCACCGGCACGCUGCUGGCUCACUCCCUGCUGCCCCUCGGUUAUUACCUUGGUAUGUGCUUCGCUGCACCUGAAAAACACCUUUAUUUUUUCUACCUGGCUUCAAGUGGAUGGAAAACUUUCUUGUUUUUCGCUGUUCUCUUUCCAGCGGUGGCUGGUGCCCUGGCAUAUUACUGGUCACGGAAGGGUUGGAAUAACCAUCCGUUAGCCCGGACGCUCGCUGUUCAUGCUCUCCCACAGUCAGGAUGGAGGGCAGUGGCUUCUUCCAUCAAUACAGAAUUUAGGAGAAUUGACAAAUUUGCUACUGGAGCCCCAGGAGCGAGGGUGAUCGUUACGGACACAUGGGUGAUCAAGGUGACCACCUACUGUUUACAUGUUGCCCAGCAGCAGGACAUUCAUUUGACGGUGACAGACUCCAGACAGCAUGAGCUCACACCAGACUCAAAUAUGCCUGUGCAGUUCCUCACCAUCCGUGUUGCCAGUAUUAAUCCCUACGUGAAGGCGUUUGAUAUUCGGCUGAACUCCACAGAGUAUGGGGAGCUCCGAGAAAAGCUCCGUGCUCCCAUCAGCAAUGCAGCUAAUGUUGUGAUCCAUCAAAGCCUCAGUGAUUUAUUUCUAGAAACCUUUACUUCUCUGGUGGAAAUUAACCAGCCUUAUUCUGUUCCAAGCACUCAGGAGCUGGAGCCAUGCAUAGGGUGUAUGCAGACUAUUGCAAACAUCAAGCUCAUCAAGAACUGCCAGGAGCCAAAUGAAGGGGAAUGCCAGCAAUGCUACUGUCGUCCUAUGUGGUGCCUCACCUGCAUGGGCAAAUGGUUCGCUAGCCGACAGGAUCAGCAGCACCCAGAGACCUGGCUGUCGAGCCGCGUGCCUUGUCCAACUUGCCGAGCCAAGUUCUGCAUUUUAGAUGUUUGCAUAAUACGAUGAAUAAUACUUGGAUAUGCUUUAACGUUUUAAAUCUGAAGGUAUUUCAUAGUGGUUUUGGUCAAACGGCCUGUUGGCAUUUUCUUACACUUCACAUUCUACAGGAAUUCAAACUCCAGAGCUUUCUUUUACAGCCUUUAAAAUGGAUGUUGAUCUUUUCAGUUCCUUUCCAUUUUUACCUGUGUCUUUGUUUUUUUAUUCAUCAGAUGUCAGUUUCUGGAACUGCAAUAUUUUGUUUAUGUUGUGGAUGGAAUAAGGUUAUCCCGUCCAUGUUUGCAGUAGUAUUCUCUUUUUAACAUAGGUAUUUCUGAUUCUUUCAUAAAGGGAUAACUGAAAAAAAAUGACUUUGGUUAGUCUUCAUUGAUACCUUUGUUUUUAUUUAAUCUGUUUGUCAAGUUAUUAUUCAUCUUGGCGAGUGUUCACCAAGCAAGUAUUCCAGUUGAGUUCCUUCUGCUGGUCCCCUCCGUUUGUAAAGGGGAUGGGUUUCUGUAAACUCAGGAAUUGAAUUCCUGAAGAUAUGCAAUUCCCACAGGGACUUUUUAUUCCAACUGCCUCUAGUUUAUUUUUUGAUGGACAUAUUUAUUUCAAACAACAUAAGGAUUCAGAACCGUACCCUGCUUACUUACACUGCUAAUGCUGUGCGUCAUUAAAUCUGUUGGUUUCCAGGAGCUAUAUUGCUUAGGGUUUCAGUGUUUUCUAGAUGAUGGAUCUUUUUCUACAUUUGAAAGGAGCGCAGCAAAUAUCCAAACCAUCAAAUUACUCUGAAAGAGUGCUCAGCUUUUUCAAAGCCUUUAAGUUUUGAAAGGUAACCUUUUCCCUGAAAGAGAUGCCGGGAUCACAGAGGUAUAAGUUGCCAUGCUAGAUGCCCCAAGAAUGACCAUCAUUCGUUUCACUAAUCAGAAUUUUUCAGGUGUGCACUUUCAAGACUGCUCAUAAGCAGUAUUCAGUGUUUUAACAUUCAGAGGGUACUGAUGCACACUUCGGGAUAUGGUCUGCACUAGGAUAAUUUGCAAAUUUAAAUCAAAGCAUUUUCCAUAAAUUUAAGAGAGUCCUUCUCCUGGACCUAAAUGCCAUGCUUACUGUUUUGUAUGUCCAUCAGACCCUUCAAUGAACAAUUGCUUGUCACAAUGCUUGGUGAAAAGCUUCAAGGUGCUGGAGAAUGUGUGUUUGAGUUCUCACGCUGAUCUGUGCACUGCAGUGGCUGAGAUGCAGGUAUUUGCUUAUCCAGGUAGUCCAUCUUAGAGGGGCAGUAACCUCUGGCAGACAGGUGGGGCAGAUGGUGAGAAAAAGAAGUCGUUUAAUGCUUUGGUCUAGGAAAAUGAAAGCCCUAAUGCUUCCCUUAUAUAGUGUGUAAUCAGAAGGUUCUGUGAAUCAGAAGCACACGUAACAUGCCAGUGGCUAACUGAAAAAGUCUUGACAUCCUUGAGAAGCAAGACUGCUCUGAGAAGGAAUAGGUAGCAGGGUGUUAAAAAUGGUACAAGUACUAGAAGUGCAGCCGCAAAAGAUUUUGCUAGUAUCAGCCUAGCCAUAGGAUGUAUGCUGAAUGCACCAAACUCCAAUUAAAGUAAUGUGGUCAGGAAAUGGUUAUGUAUGUGGCUUUAAGCCAUGUUUUGGAGAGCGAUAAGGAGUUGAAAACAGAUUUGACAGCAUCAUUUGAGAUCUGACAUACUAUAUUGUAUUGCUGGUGGAGGAGCUUUUUUUUCUUUUUUGUUUGUUUGUUUUUAAAUUUGCGCUUAUAAAAGACCAAACUUGAGUUUAAGGACACUAACUGAGUAUAUCUCAGUUGUUACAUAUAUAACUUUUACUACACAGUUAUCUGUACUGCCUAUUAAUAAGAGUGUUUUUUCUGGUUUUCAUUACCUGUUGUUUUGGAUCAUAAAGGGUAAAAAUUUAACACUGAGACUGGCAGUACAAUUUUAUCUUAAAUGGCAUGUGCCAUCUGAAUAGCAUAAAAUUGAGUUUCGUUUUUGUUGUCAAGUCUGAAAAUUAGUAGAAAAUCAAGGAGCUGAUGAGUGAAUUUUCCAGUACUUUUGUAGAAAAGUUAUUUGGAAGUAUGAAGUAGUCUCUCUGCAGGACUUUUUUAACUUUUGGAAGAGUCCUACAGGGUUGGCCAGGUGGUAUCACCUGGCAUGCACCUUCUUACUAUACAGUAGACUUUAUAAAUAAGCAUUUUGAACCAUUUACUUAACGGUAAGUUUGCAUAAUAUGGCACAGAUAUAAAGGAUAUGGUCCUUGAAAUAGUUGCAGAAGGGAAGGUAGGAUUCUGGACUCUGUCACUGGCAGUCAAUUCCUAUAUCUCUUUCCCUGAUUGGAAUAAAAAUAUUUAUUGUAAUGAUCUAUGAAGUUAAAAUCAUAAAGGCCUUGAGAACUUUAGACAAUAAGCACAUGUAGUUGCAGAUAUUUAUCAAAAAAAAAAAGUCAAUUGCCAGUAAUAUCUCAUGUAGUAAAAGCUCUAGUCUCCCAAUUGCUUUUGCAGUAGUGUUUUUCUUUAGGUAACUCUAUCUUCUUUGUAUUGAUUGAAAGUUUUCCUUUCAGUGGAACUUUGAUUUUACGCAUCUUAUUUCUUUUGCCAGUAUGACAAUAUAGCAAAGUAAUAGUCAUAAAUGUAUAAUACUGUUGCAUCUUUUUUAUGGUAGUGUUCUGUCCACAGAAGUGCCUCUAAGAAAAUUUUGUAACAAUUACAAAAAUAAAAUAAUGAUUUAUGUUAAUAAUACUGCCUGUCUUAAAUUCCUUAAAACAAGCAUUUUUCCAAGUUUAAAUUCUUGUAGUAAUCUGGCAUGUCUCCAAAGUUGGUAAGCUUCUUAAAGGCUAUGUUACAGAACUAACUUGUUAAAAAUCUGUAUGACGUUUUCUUCUAAGAGAUAGUAGAAGGAAAAACCAUGACAGGUUUCUUAACACAGGUAUUCUGAUAAUCUUAUUUGUCUUGCAUAAUUCACUGAACAUGAAAUUUAUAUAGCACAAAAAUAGGAAUUUGUCUUCGUGAUAGCUUCAGGCCCUCAUUCUGCUUGCAGUAAAAAAAUAAAUACAUUGUCUCCCACCCAACCAUGAUAUGUUUCUUAAACGUAGGGGUAGGGUUUAGAAUUAUUUUUUUUUACAGCAAUUUUCUAAAAGAAAAAUGAACUGAGUAAUGUUAUGGGCUAAAAUAUUUACUUUAAGAAUAAAAACUUCUUGAAUUAGGAGUGACUUAGAGUUCCUUUUUCAGCUGCGUGUAUGUUCUUCCACGUCACUAACCUGUAGGUAGGUAAUGUUAGUAAACUGCGGUACAUUAUGUAAUGUCAUUACAGUAAGACAACCUAUAUGUGGCUGCAUAGUGUCUGUGUAAAUACCACAUAAGUAUGUAGACAUAUAUAGCCCAAAUUUCCAUAUGCACUGCAGCUGAACAGGUGUUUCUGAGAACAUGGGCAGUGGCUAUAUGUAUUAUUUAUUUCCACAGUUGUGAUUUGUUUGUUUUUCUGUAAUUGUAACAUUUCAGAUAAUAUUGACAAAAUAUUUGUUAGUGACAAGCAUAAUUUGGUAACCCACAAAAGGCAUGUUGUCUAAGCAGGAUAUAGCUGGAAUCCAUGCUAUAAAUGCAUUUGUUUACCAGGAGGCUUGCCAAAACCUGCAACAAGAAUACCUGAUUAUUAUGUGAUCACUUCCAAUUGAGUAUUUUUGUUGUGCUGAAGUGUUGUAGACUGCAGCUAUGUAGCAUUCCAGUCAGCCUAAACUUACAUCAGCAAUUGAUGAGUGACAUUUCUUAAGAAACUUUGAGUUAUUUGAGGAGGUGAGAUAUGAACAUUCAAGCUCUGACAUGCACUAUGAGACAUUUUCUUCCAAAGAUGUAUCACAAGGUUUGUUAUUUGUGUUGCUUUUUUAUCCAGAGUAUCUAUUUUAAAACAGAGUUAUUGGAUAGCCUUUAAGUUAAAGGCUUAACGACUACAUAUAGUUCAUUUUAAAACUUUGUGAAGAGAUGAAUAAAAAUACAGUUGAUUUUAUGC
Messenger RNA from Cygnus atratus (black swan), 5734 nucleotides. It is a transcript of the gene TMEM129, whose product is annotated as transmembrane protein 129, E3 ubiquitin ligase. The record is from RefSeq and is a predicted model, not a curated record. Lineage: Eukaryota; Metazoa; Chordata; Aves; Anseriformes; Anatidae. Gene Ontology annotation, molecular function: ubiquitin protein ligase activity. The coding region runs from base 672 to 1760 and encodes 362 amino acids. The transcript is spliced from 4 exons. Gene Ontology annotation, biological process: protein ubiquitination. Gene Ontology annotation, cellular component: membrane; endoplasmic reticulum.